Molecule: messenger RNA, 1119 nt
Organism: Paramecium tetraurelia
Lineage: Eukaryota; Ciliophora; Oligohymenophorea; Peniculida; Parameciidae
Exons: 5
Source: RefSeq, a predicted model, not a curated record
AUGGACGAAACUCCGACAAGUGUAAAUUCAUUCACAACAACAGACAAAGAGUUAGAAAAUAACUUGAAGGAUUUGCUUGAGAGAAUAUUAAUCUAUGCCGAGAAACACAUUGAAACCAAAGAGGAGCUCAAUUAAAUUGAAAGUGAAUUGAAAGACUACGAAAGUUUGUCCUACUUGGUUGGUAUAAUAAAAGUAAUAUUUACUAAACUAAUGCUCAAAAUAGAAAAGAAACUGUUGAAAUUGGAUAAAUGCAACGAUUAGAAUAAGUCUUAAUUCUAUAAGGAUGAUGAAGAAUAUGACAAGUUAGAAUAAAAUCUCAUUAAAUAUGAAUAAGAAAUUCGCAAUCAUAUCAGUGUUGAAUAACAAUUAAAAUUAUUUGCUGAAUCAAUCUAAAACAAAUUGGAUGAGAGCGAAUCAAUCAGAUAAGAAUUAUUGGAAACAACUAAAAAUAAUAUAAGCAAAUUGAAAAGAGAAAAUUACGAGUUGAAUGAAAAAGAGAAAUAGUUACAAUAGGAAGUCAAUAAUUUAAAGUCAACUAUUUAAAAUUUGGAAAAAGAAAACAAAAGAAAAUCAAUUGACUCUAAUUAAAGAGACUAUUUAUAGACUCUUAUCAAUAAAUAAGCUAAUUAAUAAUAAAAUCUAACAAAAAAUGGACUUAGUCAGGAAUCAAGGCAUUUAAACUCUCAUUCUGAACAUUAAUCAAAUCCAAGGUAAUUUCUAAAAGAAUAGUAAGAUCUAAUAAUACCUACAUAAUCAUCUCAAAAAUUAAAUUAUUAUAAUUUUAUCAAUAAUGCAAAUACCAAAUAAAAAUCAGAAGUGAUUAGAUCCAUGCAACAAAAGGACUUUAACAAUAUCUAUAACUAAAUUAUGAGAAGUAAACAUAAUUCACUAUCAUCUAUAAAUGAACUGAUUAAUAAUGUGACACAAUAGGAUAAAAAGCGCACCGAUUAAUUAUAAUCAAUCUCGAAGAAUAGUUCCUAGAAUAAUAGUAUGAUUCAGAAGAAUAGAGAUUAUAAAUAAAUUGAACCACUAGAACUUUAAUAAAGGAGUAAAAGUUCUAAACGAGCAGACGACAUCAUCAAAUAUUAAACCUUAGAAUCUUUGAUAAAAUUAAAGUGA